AUGCAGCAGCCUACGAUGCAACCAUCAAUGAAUCCGCCUUCGGUUCAGUCUUCAGUGAUGCAGCCAUCUGUGCAGCAACCUACGCUGCCAUCGUUAGCGCUGCAAUCUUCCACUCAGUCGUUAGAACCUCCACUUCAGCAAAGUUCUCUGCAGAAUCCUCAAAUGCAGUGUCUCCGGGUGCAAUUUCCGCCGAUGCCGCAGAAUUCAACGCAGCAUCAGUCGCCUCAGCAUCUACCGGUAAUGCAGGUUCCAAGGCAGCCUGCUUCGGUGCAGAAGAUUCCAGCGCAGCAGCUUCCGGUACAGUCCACUCCGUGGCAACCUUAUCAGGUACAACGAUCUCCAGUGCAGUAUCCACAUGUGCAGCAACCACCAGCGCAGUAUCCACAGGUGCAGCGUCAUAAAAUGAUGCAGUAUUCAGUUCAGGAUUUACCUAUGCGACAAUCCCAUAUACAGCAACUUCCGAUGCAGCAGCAUCCACUGUACUAUCUCCCUAUACAGCAGCCCCCAGCGCAGUACCCGCAAACGCAGCAGUCGACGAUCCAGCCCCAAGCACAAUUUGCACCGAUGCAGCAGUCAACGUAUCAGUCUCCUUUACAGCCGCUUCAAGCGCAAACUCCACCGACGCAGCAGCUUCUGAUGCAGCAGCCUUCGACUAAUAAUCCUCCGAGCUCUUGGGAAGAACCACCACCAGAUUAG
Molecule: messenger RNA, 696 nt
Organism: Toxorhynchites rutilus septentrionalis
Lineage: Eukaryota; Metazoa; Arthropoda; Insecta; Diptera; Culicidae
Exons: 1
Coding region: 1-696 (231 amino acids)
Source: RefSeq, a predicted model, not a curated record